Messenger RNA from Paecilomyces variotii, 1969 nucleotides. RefSeq lists its product as hypothetical. The coding region runs from base 388 to 1560 and encodes 390 amino acids. The record is from RefSeq and is a predicted model, not a curated record. The transcript is spliced from 2 exons. Lineage: Eukaryota; Fungi; Ascomycota; Eurotiomycetes; Eurotiales; Thermoascaceae. Gene Ontology annotation, molecular function: protein binding.
CUUUUUUGCGGAUUUCUUUUUUGUUGGACGGUGAUUAUGCACGCUUGCCCUUUCUGGUAUGGGAUGUCGCUCUGCAAUCGUCAUUCAUUUUGUAUUUUUUUCCCCUUCUUUUGUUUUUACACUUUUCUUCUAUCUCAAAUUCCCUGGUAAAGUAUGGCAACCCUGAAAGAGUCAACUCCAACCAUGGAACACAAUAGACAUAACUGCAGUAUGCUGUGGUUGACUCUUUCUGCCUGCUGUGAUACCUACCCCUCCUCACGGAAGUAUGACACGGUCAUCGCCUUAUGACUUGAAUAUCUUGAGCAAAGGACCGGCCACUCGCGAACAAAGACAAGACAAUCCAAGCACCGCGUUCAUCAUCAUACAUGCUAAGACGUCCUCGUCCAGAUGGCUUCAGGGGUCGCCUACCAUUUGACCCGGCCGUCCUGUGAGAUGCUCGAUGCAUUCAGGACAUGGGGCACCCCCAAAAAACUCACGCUCGCCCGGUCUGAUGAGUCAGGCCUGGGAGAGAUGAACGCGGAACCCCCGUCAGCAGGAUAUCUAGGAUCGAUCCCCUUGGAUAUCAUGUAUGAGAUCCUAGGGAGCCUCGAUUACGAGAGUACGAGCAGAAUACGUCUACUCAACUCGCGCUAUCGGAAGCUCGUUGACUCCUUUCCGGCGUAUCUGAUCCUGAAGAACCAUGCCCGUCAAACCUUGCGUGUCAUGCGCAAAGUCAAGGUAGACUCGCGAUGGUCCGUAGGGCAGAUCUUCGCGGAGAUGUGCUACCCUCGUUGUCGAACGUGCAUGGAUUUCGGCCCCUUUCUCUUCCUCCCUUCGUGUUCCCGCUGCUGCUACACUUGUCUUCGAAGCCACAGUGAAUACGAGCUGGCAUUUGUCUCGAGUGCCAAGGCGGUCUUCGCUCUCCCAGAAGAUGCCAUCAAACGCCUUGUCGCUCUUGACAAUAUACCGAUGAAUAUAUCAUCUUAUCCACUCAUGGAGGAUAUUUGGUGUGAGGUUCGGAGCUGUCCUCGUCUUCAACUUGUCAGCGUCAGACAGGCCUACGAACUUAGCAUGGGGAUAUACGGUGAUGAAUCCCAGUUGGACCAGGCUGUGAAACGUUGCAAUACAGAAUGGCGCAAGGAAUGGGCCGAGCACAUCGAGCACGGCCCUUGCUAUACAGCAGACGGCCGUCUAGUUACGGAAGUGUUUACACAUCCAAGGAGGAUACGUUUGUCUCUCGGGCCCGAAAUGCGAGGUCACAACUUCUGCUAUACUGUGGAUGGUCGUCUCAUCGAGCAACCGCCUUUGCCCCGAGCGAUAGAGUCUACGAAGCGAAUUAUCUUGAACCAAUAUCAACCUGAACCACUAGGCUCGACUUUCUUCCCUUUCUGGGACAAACGCACACAAACGGCAGAGCCCGGCAUAUACGCUUAUUCCAACGUGCCUACUUGUCCACUGAGAUUCAGAUGCACUUCGAGAGAUGUGAGGCUACGCAGAAAGGGUACCGGCAGCGCGAUUGGCCACAAAUAUCCAGGUCCCGCCGGCCAAAGACAUACCGCGGCACGAGUCUUGACUUCCUAGUCUCAGGAGAAGCCGAGAUCAGUAAAGUUCCACCGCGAAAACCUCAAACGAUAGCUAGAAAACGCAAACGAAAGGUUUCCCGUGCAUGAAAGCAGACCUUGAUUCGAAUCUCGAAUGAUAUGACGAGUGUAACAGAUAAUGCUCAAGAAGAUACACCACACUCCUGGCGCCUAUAUACCCGCUCAGCGCCUCAACUCUGUUGUCCGUUUCAAGAGUCUCUCGUUGCCUGUCGUUCGUCCCCGUUUCUAUCUCAAAAACAAGUUUUGCGCCACGACGAGAUGCAGAAUCAUGAAAUUUCCGAAAGUACUCCGUCCUGAAGAAAAGCCGACCAAUAACACCAAGAAAAGAAGAACGUGGCGAAGGGAAUAACCCGCCAGUCAGGAUUAUGCUGUGCUCCAAUAGAAGCAUG